AAUGUUUUUUUUUAUUGUGCCUUAUAUACCGGCGACGAUCUACGAGAGGUUAAUUUACUAGUGCCUGCCCUAUACGAGUACCUUAUUAGAGUGCGUGUCAACUGUAGAUAAUCGGGAGAGUAACGCACUGGACAUAAUGGCUACAACAUUACAAUAUUGAAUAUCACACAUAAUACACGCAUUGUGUGUAAAUACUGGAGUUCCCGUGUUGCGCGUGGCAGUGCAGCAGACUGCAUUUUAACAAAACUACAGCAAACACACGUUACUAGUCACAAGACAACUUGUAUUCCGUCGGGGUGUAUCCGACAAUUUAUAUAAAUGCUGGUGUGCGAGCUGAUAGUGUUGUUACAAGUGGUGGUGACCGGACAGAAUGUCAUCCACCUGGCCCAGGGCAGGCUGCGCGGGGUCGCCAAGGAUGGAUACGUGUCCUACACUGGGAUACCUUAUGCAAGUAUUACAGGCACUCUGGGGAGAUUCAAGAGAGCAGGGAUUGCUCCGUUGUGGCCUGACAUCAGAAACUCCAGGUCCUCAACCUGUUCCUUGGUGUCGGAUGCGGAGCCCUGUCUGCAACUAGAUGUCCACGUACCGUCUGCGGGGGGCGGGAACUGGCCCGUGCUGGUGUGGGUGACGGGGGGCAGCGGCCCCUACAGCCCCGGCAGGAUGGUGCACGAGGGGAUCAUCGUGGUCAUUGUACAUCACAGGCUGGGGCCAUCGGGCUUUUUAUGUUUACGAGACGAGAAUAUUCCUGGUAACGCAGGAGUGAAAGACGCGGUGUUAGCAUUGCGAUGGGUGCGCGAUAACAUAGUUGCUUUCAAAGGAAACGCAGCCAAAGUCGUUGUAGCUGGGCAAAGCUUCGGCGCGGCCAUGGUGGAAGCCAUACUACUGUCGAAUAUGGCCCGUGGACUAUACCACGGUGCGAUACUGCAGAGCGGGAGUGCACUAUGCCCUUGGUCUUUCAACUAUGAUGCGGAGAAACGGGCCAUGGCUUUGGAUAAUGUGAGCGAAACGAAAAAUGAGUUAGUGAAAUCCUUACUGGAUACCGAAACUGAGGACUUGGUGGCGAGAGGCAACAAACUAAAUGUUCCUUAUUUCCCAUUCGGAAUGUGCGUCGAAAAGGCAUCAAAGAAAGAAGAGAGGCUGAUGUUCGAAGCGCCCCGCGAUAUACUGGCGAGGAAGAAGAAUGACACGGUGCCCAUGAUCAUUGGAUAUAAUAAUAACGAAGCCUACGUGUUCGUGUCCAUGCUGAGGGAGGCGAAUGUGUUGAGAAGAAUUUCCAAAUCUGUCACUUUUCUGUUACCAGACGAUUUAAAGUUUUUAAAUGAGAGAGAACGGAAACAAACUGGUAGACUUAUAAAGGAUAUGUAUUUCAAGAAUAAUUUGACAAUGGCUGCUGUGUUGGCGUAUCACAGGGACGCCUACUUCUCGAGCCACAUCCACCGCAGCGUGCGUCACCAUGCGGCUACUGCGUCUGUCUUCUACUACCAGUUCUCAUACUCCGGUGACUUUGGGGUUCAGGCAGAGCCUGGAGUGCCGAAGAGAGGUGCAGCGCAUUCAGAUGAACUGGCCUACUUGUUCUUUGAUGGAAAUCUUGAAAGAGAAGAAGGAACUGUGCAGAGGCGCGUCAUCAAACUAUGGACGAACUUUGUAAAACAUUUGAACCCGUCAGCCCAGAGCGAUGUAAAGUGGGAGCCUACACAGCCUGAUACAUACCGUCUACUGGACAUUGGCACCGAGCUGUCGAUGAUAGACUACCCUCAUUCGAAGACAUCGUACCUCUGGGAUGAGAUCUACGAGAAGUACUACUACACAAGGAACAGGAUUUCCAAUUAAAUAUAGUUGUACAUUGCGCAUUUUUAUUUAAAAAUGGAUU
Messenger RNA from Spodoptera frugiperda (fall armyworm), 1870 nucleotides. RefSeq names its product carboxylesterase 5A. NCBI's taxonomy places the organism in Eukaryota, Metazoa, Arthropoda, Insecta, Lepidoptera, Noctuidae. The transcript has 5 exons. The record is from RefSeq and is a predicted model, not a curated record. Bases 319 to 1830 code for a protein of 503 amino acids.